UUUGAUUUUGUUCCCCGGAUUCUUUACAAUUCAUGACAGUUUGAACCAAGUUUUAUUUAAAAUGGGACAGAUAGAAUGGGCGAUGUGGGCUAAUGAACAAGCACUGGCUAGUGGCGCAAUAAUUUGUGUUGGUGGUAUCAUUGGAGUGAAUGGAUUCACAGGCUGGGAGUUUGGUGUGUACGCUAUCAUUGCUGGUUUUCUAAUAUGUAUCUUAGAAUAUCCACGUAGUCGACGGGUAAAAGGGAGCACCAUUGAAAGAACAUUUCAGAGAAUUUUGAAUCCUGUAAUGACUGUUGGUGGCACUGUAACUCAGAAUUACUAUGUGCGAUUUGUAACUUACAUGAUAGCUUGUGUUCCAUGUGCAUUUCUUCUGCCUACACUCCUUGGUGGCAUGUGUUUAUUUAUUGCCAGUCUCAUCUACUUCAAAGCAGCUUUUGCUGGUGAAUACUGGAAACCUGUUGGUGUGGAAACCAGAAAAAGAACAAUAACUACAAAGCCUCCAUCUAGACCACCACCCAGACCACCAGCUGCUGCAUCAACUUCGUUUCAAGAAGAAGAUCCAAGACCAACAGAUACAUAAUAGUUAAUGAUUAUUAUAAGCGGUGUUUUUCCAGUUUUGUAUAUUUAUUUUGUAUAAUACAUAUCAAUGACAUCUAUUGUUUUCUUGAAAGUAAAACUCACCAUGCUUGAUAGGACAUGGGAGAAGACUGCAAUGUCAAUGGCCAAUCAUGAUAAAACCACCAUGCUUAACAGUAGACAUACCGAUAAUCACUAUCAGGCGAACUCAGGUAUUUGACUGACCUUUUUUUUAUGAUUCUAACUUUUCUCAUAUUCUGCAAAAAAAAAGUUUGGAGAAUGCAAAAGUCAUACACUGUUUCAGACCUCACUCACUUCUUCAGACAUUUCUGCAUUGAAAUUUUAAUCACAUUUUUUUACCAAUGUUUUAUAUUACCGGUAUGUUUUUUCAAAUUGAUUCCACGUGCUUGUCAAUCAAACAUGGUGUGAACAAUAGCAUCACUGAACACAAUCACUGAAUCCAAUCUACUGUAAAAGUAUGUACCGGUAUCACUGAAAAAAUGAAUUUGAC
Saccoglossus kowalevskii is the source of this 1087-nucleotide messenger RNA. RefSeq names its product cytochrome b-245 light chain-like. The record is from RefSeq and is a predicted model, not a curated record. Gene Ontology annotation, molecular function: heme binding. NCBI's taxonomy places the organism in Eukaryota, Metazoa, Hemichordata, Enteropneusta, Harrimaniidae.